Molecule: messenger RNA, 616 nt
Organism: Acanthochromis polyacanthus (spiny chromis)
Lineage: Eukaryota; Metazoa; Chordata; Actinopteri; Pomacentridae
Product: solute carrier family 22 member 14-like
Exons: 3
Coding region: 77-562 (161 amino acids)
Source: RefSeq, a predicted model, not a curated record
ACGUGAUUGGGACAUGUCAAAAUUUAAAGAAAGGUGGUUUAUUACAUCUCUCACUAACUAGGUAACCAUCAUCAAGAUGACAGACUUUGGAGAGAUUCUCAGGAACAUUGGAGAAUUUGGAUUAUUCCAACAGAUAGCUCUGAUUUCAAUUUGCUUUCCAAACAUAAUUCAGUCUUUUGCACUUGCAAGUUUACUUUUUGUCGAGUCUGAUCCAGAGAGACACUGUAAUACAGACUGGAUCCUCAGUGCUGGUCCUAAUCUGACCACAGAGGAGCAGCUGAACCUGACUCUCCCUCGGGAGGAGGACGGGAGCUUCAGCAGGUGUCGGAUGUUCGUCCCUGUGGACUGGGACAUCGAUGCCAUCAGGGAAAAUGGACUCAAUGAGACCAGUGGGUGUGUGAAUGGAUGGGUGUAUGGAAACAUGCUGUAUGAAACCACCAUAGUCACUGAUUUUGAUCUGGUCUGUGAUCGGGGUAACAUGCUGCGAGUGUUACAAACAGUGGGAAUGGCUGGAGUUGUUCUUGGUUCCCUCAUCUUUGGACCUGCUACUGAAUCCCACUGAAUGGCUCGGGGCAUCCAAAAGAUCAUGGGGAGCAGGUGUGACUGAGCUAUCUGA